This is a messenger RNA of Harmonia axyridis, 3561 nucleotides long. RefSeq lists its product as uncharacterized. Bases 356 to 2569 code for a protein of 737 amino acids. Lineage: Eukaryota; Metazoa; Arthropoda; Insecta; Coleoptera; Coccinellidae. The record is from RefSeq and is a predicted model, not a curated record. Gene Ontology annotation, molecular function: zinc ion binding. The transcript has 8 exons.
AAUCAGCAUACAUUAAACCUCACAACCUCCUAGCCAAUCAACAGCGCCAUGUCUUCGACUGUGAUCGUGUGAAGUCGUUUGUCAAUCGACGAGGGAGAAUUUCUGGCGGGAUUUAUACAAAAACCAUUUAGAAACAGACAGUUAACGAUUGUUAGCAGUGUGUUUCUGUACUACUUCAGAAUUAUUGCACCUAUUGUUUAGAGCGAAUUGACUUGUGUCCAGAAGAAAGUUAUUCCAUAUUAUUACUGUUUUCUAUACCACCAAUCUAGGAAAAGCUUCAACGUGAAUAUUUAAAAAAAGCAGUUUUCACUGCUAAGUUGAAUAUACCUUUAUUUGAAUUCUAAAUUGUUCAAUUAUGGAGUCAGUUAGUGCGAAUCCACUAAUUUGCGAAGUAUGUCAAAAGGAGUUUACCAAUGUAUGGAACAAAAAGAGGCACCUUCUUAAAAUUCAUAAUGACGAAUCGGCAAAAACGAAUAGGAAGCAGCAUAUAAUGUGUUCUGUUUGCCCAGGGGAAAACAGAGAGAAGUUUUCAUGCUAUAAUGAUUUGGACAAACAUUUAGCAACGAGCCAUGACGUAAAUAUUAAAGAAAGUAUGUUAAGUUUUCAGAGCAAUGAAGAGUUUAAAGCAUGGCGAGGAAAGGAGAAUAGAGAAGUUGAUUAUGUCUGUGUCAGGACUUUGAAAACUAAGAAUGGGGAAACAAUAGUAAACUACAACUGUAACCGAAGUGAUUAUAGAGGAUACGAAUGUGUAGGUCAGAAACGCCAUAUGAAGUCCGGAGGCAGUAUUCACAUUCAAGGAGUAUGUCCUUCAAGAAUGUUAGUUAAAACUGCAACAAAUGGAAUUGUCACAGUCACAUUUGUGGAGACACAUGUGGGUCAUAAUGAUGAGCUAAGAACAAAACGACUCACUGAGUAUCAACAAAACCUUAUUGUUGAGAAGUUAACUGCCGGUGUAUCAACUGAAAGAAUUAUUCAAGAUGCUAGGAUCAUACGAGAUGACAAAUUAGAUAGACUAAAUCUAAUAACGAGGGGAGAUCUAGCAUAUUUAAUGAGAAAAUUUAACCUUGACAAAAGAAGGGAUGCUGACGAUAUGGUAGCAACUGCCUUGAAAGUAGAAGAGUGGAAUGGACGAGGAGAAAAUUAUGCGUUUUUAUUCAAAAGAAUUGGUGAAUGUUGUCCUGGAUUGAGGGAUGAAGAUUUUGCUUUGGCCUACAUGAACGGAGUUAUGGAAAAAAAGUUGAGAGAUUUUAAAAGAAUCAUUUGUGUCGACGGUACACAUGGAACCAACAGGAAUAACUGGGAUCUAACAAUUGUUUUAGUUAAAGAUGAGAAAAACAUGGGUUUUCCUGUUGCCUUUCUGCUCUCAAAUAGAUUGGACCAAACUAUACAAGAGCAUUUUUUUACUGCACUCAAAUCAAGACUAGGUGAAUCCAUUCAAGCAGAGUUCUUUAUGAGUGAUGACGAUACAAAAUAUUAUAAUGCAUGGACCAAAGUGAUGAAGACGGACAAAGAACCUAGAAGACUUCUUUGUACAUGGCACGUUAUUAAAAAUUGGAAUAUUCAAGGGAGAUCCAAAAUCAAGAAUUUACAAAUCAAACAGGACAUGAAGAAAAAAAUGAGAGCAAUUCUAAAAGAAACAGAUCCCUCAAUAUUUUUACAAUUGAAAGAAACCUAUUUCAAACAUUUGGAGGAGGAAGGGGAAAAUGAUUUUCUCAAGUAUCUGCAGAGCUUUUAUUUCAAGAAUGAAGAAAGAAUAAAAAUGUGGGCCCACUGUCAUAGGAUUAAUGCAGGAAUAAAUACCAAUAUGGCUAUCGAAAGCUUAAAUAAAGUACUUAAAUAUAAUAAAAUGAGAACACAACGUAAUAUUAGGGUUGAGAAAUUAUUGGAUCUAUUAGAUGAGCUGGUUGAAGAAAAGAUGUGGACCAAAAUAAUAAAUGUUGAGAGACCUAACGCUAAUAAUUAUCAACACAAGGUAACUGUGGAAUCACACAAAAAGGCAGAGAAAAUGGAAGGUAAGGUAAAGCCACAAGAAUUGGGAACAUUCAAGGUAACAUCUUGUUCAAUCAAUGAUAAAUUUUAUAUUGUAAGUAUUAAAGAACUUUGUGAUGAUGAUUGUAGAGCAGGAUAUUGCCAUAUAUGUAAAAUAUGUAUACAUAGAUACGAGUGUCAGUGUCCUGAAAAUGCGGUGAAACAAGUACUAUGUAAACAUAUACAUGCUGUAUCUUUGUUUGAGGCGAGAAGCGAUUCUGUUGUAGAUUCCUCACAUUCAGAUGAUGACAAUCAAUUACAAGUGAACGAGCCUUCUGGAACCGAAUUGCGAUACCAGGAAGAUCUAAAUCACUUUAUUCAGGAGAGCAGAGAAAAUAAUAAGUCCAUUACUUCUGAAGAAAGACGAGAGUUUGCAAUAAUGGAACAUACCAAUUUUAUCAGAAGUUUAGAUGAUGACACACUUUAUAAAUUCUUGGCAGAGAUAUCAAAACUUAGAACUAAUAUGGGACUAGAUGGUAGUGAGCAUGUUUCAAAAAAAAGGAAAAUGGAGAAACAAUCCUAUUUUCCAAACAAAAAAUAACAGCUUCUUAUUUUAUAUUGUAAUAUACAUAACUAUUUGCUAAAUUUUUCUCAGUUGUUUGCUGAUAUAUAAUCAAAGGUGAUGGUGUUGUUUGCUUAUUUUUGAAGUAGUUAAUUCUAUGAUUAUUAUUCAAUACUUUGAACAGAAUUAAAUUUUUGCAGGAUGCUUUGUACUUGAGGGUGUGGUAUAAUGUAAUUAUAUUUAGCUAAUAUUUUUAUAAUAGUUACUCAUUUGUAAAUAGGUAAAUUUUAUAUGUUGAAUUGUAUUCAUAGGUGUGGCAUAAUGUAAUAUAUGUAUAGUUAUAGUUCUAAAUAAUUUCAUUUUCUAAGAAUCAUUCUAGUGAAGGCUUGAUAACAUUCCGAAAAUUAACUCACUGAAAUUUUCACUUUUGAAACUUGAUCAAUAUUUUUUGUUAGAGAUUACUAUACAAAUAUUAUAUUUUGGUUCAGGUGUAGGGGAGCUGGGAGCCUGUAAUUAUCUAAAAAAAAUUGCAACUCCUAUAGGGUUUAUCUUCGGAUAGAUCUUCAAAUGGACAACUGUUGGAAUAAUUAAUGUAGUUACUUUGUACAUAUAGUUUAAUUUUUGUUAAUGUUCAAUUGUAUUUAAUGGUGUGGUAAUGUGAUAUAUGUAUAGUUAUAGUUCUAAAUAAUUUCAGACACAAAUAAACAUUCUAGUGAAGGCUUGAUAACAUUCCGAAAAUUAACUCUCUGAACUUUUCACUUUUGAAACAAGAUCAAUUUUUUUUUACAGAUUCGCGUACUGUACCUAUACAAAUAUUAUAUUUUGGUUCAGGUGUAGGGGAGCUGGGAGCCUGAAAUUAUCUAAUAAAUAUUGCCACUAUUAUAAGGUAUAUCUUCAAAAUGAAUAACUGUAGGAAUUAUUAAUGUAGUUACUUUGUACAUAGUUACAUUUUUAUAUGUUCAAUUGUAUUGAGUUACUAACUCUUGAAUGUAUAAUAAAGUAUUUAUAUGAUGAAUAAAACCUAUAAUUUA